GUACCAGCGUGAUUCAGCUCGAUGGGAAUGCCACCAGGCGGUUACGUGACAGCUGUUCCGAAUAUAAAACUGGCUACACGGUUUCUCCCGCCAGCAGUGGUCGAGAAAACCAUUCCUCUGCCUUUCUAGGGGUGCUACCGAGGCAGCUUUUCAGCCGCCAUCCACUCAGUACCCAGACACUGCGUUUGUCACCGUGUGGUCCACUAUGUCCGGCCGGGCACCAGCAGGCAAGGCUACGAAGACAACGAAGGCAAAAUCUCGAUCUUCGCGUGCUGGACUUCUGUUCCCGGUGGGUCGCAUCCACCGCCUCAUGAGCAAAGGCCACUACGCAGACCGUAUCGGGGCCGGCGCACCGGUCUACAUGGCGGCUGUGCUGCAGUACCUGACGGCCGAAGUGCUCGAGCUGGCGGGAAACGCGGCUCGGGACAACCACAAGACGCUUAUCACGCCCCGCCAUUUGCAGCUGGCCGUGCGUAACGACAAGGAGCUCAGCAAGCUGCUGUCGGGCGUGACCAUAUCCGAGGGCGGCGUGUUGCCUAACAUACCCCUGGAGCUACUCCCGAAGAAGUCCGGCGCAAGUCAGCUGCACCAGAACGGCCCCUAAGGCGCCGAUGCGGCUGGUGGAAGCCAGACGUACUAACCGGGCGCUCCGUAAAACGGUAGCGCAGGCCGAAUAAAUUAGGUCUA
Messenger RNA from Dermacentor silvarum, 687 nucleotides. RefSeq names its product histone H2A-beta, sperm. Gene Ontology annotation, cellular component: nucleosome. The transcript is spliced from 2 exons. Gene Ontology annotation, molecular function: DNA binding; structural constituent of chromatin; protein heterodimerization activity. NCBI's taxonomy places the organism in Eukaryota, Metazoa, Arthropoda, Arachnida, Ixodida, Ixodidae. Bases 206 to 604 code for a protein of 132 amino acids. The record is from RefSeq and is a predicted model, not a curated record.